CAACAUGCUGAGUUAAGGACAUGAUGACAAGGUUGUUGAUGGCCAUACCACCUAAAGAUGGCAACGGCAAAGAUUGCAACAUUGGCCAUUCGAACAUUGGCAAAACCAAUUGCAACGCAAAUAAAACAUCAAGCACAAAAUCAUCAAAGAUUUCGAACGAUAUGUAUCGGUCUUGCACAAUUUAUGCAUAGAACAGAAAUGGCAUUACGAACAAACCUUCUUGCUUCACCAUCUUCUACCAAAGAUGGAGAAAAACAGAAGAUACGACCACUAAAUGAAGCUAAAGCGGUGACAAAUGGAGCAAAUGCAUUAGCGGAAGGAUUCUUGUUUGCUCUUGCAACCGCUUUGAUCAUUGGAGAAUCAUAUAGAGGAAGUCGAAGUAGGGCAAAACAGCGAGAUCGAACAGAAGAAGGUUUGGAUGAGCUGCGAUUGAUCACCCAGACCAUAGCCGAAAGGGUUGGAGUAGAUUUCGAUAAGAUAAUGGAGAGAGUACACGAGAUUGAAGCAGAGAAGAAAGGGUCGGAUGAAUUUGAUGAUGAAGAUGAUGCAGAAAAGAAAGAACAUAAGAAGCAAGCAUCCCUGCUGCAAUCUCUGUACAAACAACGUCAGGAUAUGGAGAAAGAGAGAGACCGUCUCCAACAUGCGGUGAACGUCCUUCUAAGGCUAGCUUUGAAAUCUGGAUGGAUACAAGGGGCUGAAGCUUUACACCUGCAAAAGAUUCUCGAUGGCACAGAUGAACAUUCGAAAGAAGAGGAAGAAAGUACAAAUAGCCAGAAAGCACAUAUACCAGACCAGACAAAGGAACAGACCGCUACAGCACCAAACAAUAAGGACGAUAUAACAAUCACCACUCAAUCACCAAUCCUCACCCAACUUGCUCAAUUGCAGGCUCGACAAUAGAUGGCGAGUGAGGCUGUAUUAUACGCUCGGAGU
This is a messenger RNA of Meira miltonrushii, 933 nucleotides long. RefSeq names its product OPA3-domain-containing protein. The transcript has a single exon. Bases 58 to 900 code for a protein of 280 amino acids. Gene Ontology annotation, biological process: regulation of lipid metabolic process. The record is from RefSeq and is a predicted model, not a curated record. Lineage: Eukaryota; Fungi; Basidiomycota; Exobasidiomycetes; Exobasidiales; Brachybasidiaceae. Gene Ontology annotation, cellular component: mitochondrion.